Molecule: messenger RNA, 930 nt
Organism: Alternaria ethzedia
Lineage: Eukaryota; Fungi; Ascomycota; Dothideomycetes; Pleosporales; Pleosporaceae
Exons: 1
Coding region: 1-930 (309 amino acids)
Biological process (GO): snoRNA splicing
Cellular component (GO): U2-type spliceosomal complex
Molecular function (GO): metal ion binding
Source: RefSeq, a predicted model, not a curated record
AUGGAAGCACCCGUCGUCAAGUUCAAGAAGCGAGCAGCAAAAGCUGCGCCCCGGAAGGUGGCCCCGCCGCCGCCGCCGCAGUCGGAUUCGGAUUUCUCUUCCGGCUCAGAAGGAGAGGGCGAGCAUGGCCGCGUGGUGAAGCGGCGAAAAGUCAACGACAACGCACUCAAGGCGUCGACUGCAGACCAGAAGACGCACGCGGCAGUUGCAAGUACAACGCAAUACGCAGCAAAUCGCUCGGCGGUCAUGGAAGCAAGCAACGAUGCGACGAAGCAGUCAAACUGGUACGACGAAAAUGCCCGAGACGCUCUCAGCUCCAAGAACCUGCUCGGCAGCACGCGAACGAAGCCUCACCAACUCAUCGAGAAGAACCCCGACGCUCCCAGUCGCCAAGUAGGACCCAUGAAAGCAUCGACAAACAUACGGACGAUUACCGUUACAGAUUACACGCCGGAUGUGUGCAAGGACUACAAGCAGACUGGUUUCUGUGGCUUCGGCGACAAUUGCAAGUUUUUGCACGCGCGCGAAGAUUACGCGGCAGGCUGGAAGCUAGACCGCGAGUGGGACAUGUCGACCAAAGGCAAGAAACCUGGAGGCACCGUUGUCGCUUCUGCCAACAGGGAUGAGAAGGAAAAGGACGAAGACGGAAUGGAUCUGGCGCAACUCGAAAAGAUACCGUUUGUCUGCAUCAUCUGCAAGACGCCCUACAAGAGCCCCAUCAUCACCAAGUGUGGACACUACUUCUGCGAGCCUUGCGCUUUGAAGAGAUAUCGCAAAGAUCCCACGUGUGCGGCGUGUAGUGCCAAGACGUAUGGUGUCUUUAACGGCGCAAAGAAUCUCCAGAAGCUGUUGGAAAAGAAACAGAAAUGGGAGGACAAGAAGAAGGCUGAGGCAGAAGAAAAGCGGAAAGAAGAGGAAGGCGGCGACUGA